UAGCACCAGCUUGCGGAGCUGCAACCUACCCUACUAUAAACACCCUCAGCGCGAGAUUAACCGGCAUUUCUUCCUCGCAUUGCGUAACUCCUCUUUACCGAGUGCCGUUUAGUUAUAUUUCAUUCAAAAUUGUGUGCUUUUGAAGGUAAAUACAGGAUAUGGUUCACAAUAAAGUACAUGACUGACGUCCUUUCUGGUAACGUUAGGCAGCAGGUUUAAAGAGCCUUGCAGGGGGCAGUUGGUCUGCUGGGCGUGAAUGACAGAAGGAAGACCGUAGAUCGGAUCGCUUGCUAUGUACCUCUUGCAUGUGAAUAAUGUCCAGUGAUGGUGCCUUCUCAGACCCACAUAAUGCUCAAGUGGCAGGAGCACCUGAACAGCUCCUGGGCGGCGGAGGACAGCGUUCAGACAGCCACACGCCACGGAGCGGCAGCUCUCUAUGCAAAACUGGUUUACAACAAGGAGGUUGUGGGCUUGGCCCAACCAGUGCAGGACCUAAUGGGUCCACGCUUGCCUGACUUCCAGUACGAAUCCAGCGCUGAGGAGGAGAAGGAGGAAUAUCUGUCCGCGCUGCUCCACAGUCAGCGAUGCCUUGCCCACCGCAUGCUGGCGAGGACCCCCUUUGCCCUAUCCCUGCACCACAGACUGAUGGUCCUCCAGAGGGUGUUCUACGCCCUCCAUAGCAAGUAUCAUGACCGAUUCCGAGCACCGCUGCCUCCCCAGCCCUCAUCCUCCAGUGCAGAAGGGGGUGCUCUAGAGUCAGUGUCUGAGCCUUGGCCAGCAGGCAGUUCCCGUUCAAAGUCGGGCACAGAUGUUCUCAUUGAAAUGGGAGUCCGGACUGGGUUGAGUCUCCUUUUUGCCCUACUGAGGCAGAGUUGGCAGCGUGGGCGUCUUGAGAACCCACCAGACGUAGCACUGUGCAACGAGGUGCUGGCAACCGCGUCUUCAGUCCUGGCUGCCCUGCCUCCUCUUUCCUUGGCCAACGAGAACAAGAUCCCAACAGUGGGGCUUGACUGUCUUACGCAAGUUGGAGACUUUCUGAAGAAGACGGCGGUCAGCGGGUCCGGGGCGGAUCGGGCAGGUCGCAGGCUAUCCCUGGAGCUCCUCCUCUCGUUAGCCUUACAAAGAGGGUCCUUGCGCUUCCUUCUGGAGUGGGUGGAGGUGGCGCUGGCUGCCUCUGCUUCCUCUACCACGUCUAAAACAGUUGGAGUGGGUUACGAUCUGAUCCAUCAAACCCUGCAACAGAUGCGCCAGCACAUGGCUGUUCGUGGUGAAUCCGUCAAUACUCAGGUGCUGAAGAAGGAUGCAGAUGGACUCUGUAGCCUCUCACAUGUUGCUCUUUGCCUCUUUGAAGAGAUCUGCACCCUGGCCUCUAACUGCCUGUGCUCAUGCAGCGCGGGGUCUUCCUCUUCCUCUGGCUUGGAGAAUGAUGCUGUCAUGGUGUACGUGUGGGGCAGCAACAGCAGCCAUCAGCUCGCCGAGGGAACGCUUGAGAAGAUUUUACAACCCAAACUGGCUCAGGGCUUCAGCGAUGCACAAAUGAUUGAGGCAGGCCAGUACUGCACGUUCUCUGUAUCUGCCGAUGGGGCAGUGAAGGCUUGUGGGAAGGGUAGUUAUGGGCGGCUGGGACUGGGAGACUCUAAUAACCAAUCCAUGCCCAAGAAGCUGGUCCUGGAGCCGCCUCGUACCAUGAGGAAGGUGUCGUCUUCCAAGGGAUCAGACGGACACACGCUGGCUGUCACGGCGGAGGGAGAGGUGUUCAGCUGGGGAGAUGGAGAUUACGGCAAACUGGGCCACGGGAACAGCGCCACACAGAAAUACCCCAAGAUUAUACAAGGCCCGCUGUUAGGAAAGGUGGUGGUGUGUGUGUCUGCUGGAUACAGACACAGCGCUGCGGUGACUAAUGAUGGAGAGCUGUACACCUGGGGGGAAGGCGACUUCGGUCGACUCGAGAAAUCAUUUGCCAGGCAGUCGACAGGACGCCUGAUCCCUCAGACUGUUGUGUCAGAAGUUCUGCCUGUCUGUCUCAGUCUCGUUUCUCCUCUGUCGGCCGGUCAUGUAGGUCACAGCGACAGUCACAGUCGUAACGUGCCCACUCUGGUGAAGGACAUCAGUGGGGUCGGGCAAGUGGCCUGUGGCAGCUCUCACACCAUCGCUGUGGCUCAAGAUGGACGAAUCGUCUGGUCCUUUGGGGGAGGAGACAAUGGUAAACUGGGACAUGGGGACACAAAUCGUGUGUACAGGCCUAAAGUUAUUGAAGCCCUACAUGGCUUCAUUAUCAGAAAAGUGUGUGCUGGGAGCCAGUCGUCACUGGCUUUGACAUCUGCUGGCCAGGUGUUUGCGUGGGGCUGUGGCUCAUGCCUCGGCUGCGGCUCGUCUGAGACCACCUCACUCAGACCUCGACUGAUAGAGGAGCUCAGUAUCACAAAAAUCAUAGACAUUUCCUGUGGAGACAGCCAUUGUCUCGCUCUGUCUCACGAAAACGAGGUGUUUGCUUGGGGCAACAAUGCCAUGGGGCAGUGUGGGCAGGGCCAUACCUCAACGCCAGUCACCAAACCCAAGAAAGUGAUUGGUUUAGAAGGGGUGUCAAUACAGCAGAUUACUGCAGGCACCUCCCACAGCUUGGCCUGGACAGCGGUUCCCACUGACAGGCAGCUGGUGGCUUGGCACAGGCCGUUUUGUGUGGAUCUAGAGGAGAGCACGUUUACAUACCUGCGCAGUUUCCUGGAGCGUUACUGCGAUCGUAUCAGUGGGGACACACCACCUGCACCUUUCCCCUCUAAGAGGGAACAUCACCAGUUUGUGUUGCUGUGUAUGAAACUCUUGUCCAUCCACCUGUCAUUGGCCCACGCAGGGGGAACGGGGGCCACAGUGCUGGGUGCUCAGGGUCGGCCCCUCAGGAACCUGCUCUUCAGACUCAUCGACUCUAAUGUACCAGACUCCAUACAACAGGCGGUAAUGAGCACGCUGUCCAUCGGAGCAUCUCUGUUGCUGCCUCCUCUCAGAGAGAGAACGGAGCUGCUACACUCGCUGUUACCUCAGGGUCCAGAGAGCUGGGAAAGCCUCUCUAAAGGACAGCGUCUACAGCUGGACAUGGUGCUGAACAGCCUGCAGGAACAGAGUCACGUGGCAUCCCUGCUGGGAUACAGCUCACCUGGGGAGUUGAGCGCAGGACUGGCACUGCCGCCCACCCCUGACCGCCCCACAGGAAGUGUUAGCUCAGGCUCAGAAGCUCCAGACCAACUCCACCUGGCUGAAGUGCUCCUGAAGACCUUGCUGCUCAGCAUCGGCUUCUAUACAGAGCGAGCGUUUGGCGAACUGGAGAAGAACAGUGAUAAACAGCAGUUCAGUCAGUCCCAGAAACAGACGGAGGCUCCAUCACACUUCCACCACUUACUGUCAGCCCUUCACAGACACCUGCUGGCCCACUGCUACAUCCACACAGGCGCUGAGGAUGACAUUAGUGUGGUGCUGCUCCAUAAACACCUGUGCCUGCUGCUGCCUUACGCAGCCGAGACCUUCAGGAGAUCCACUAUUCUGCUGGAGGAGAGCACACUGGACAAACAUGUCAUCGAGAAACUACACACUGUGCUGUUUGGUUCGGUGGCGGGCAGUCUUCUGUGUCAGGUGAUGUACUCGCUGCUCCUGCUGCCAUUGGCUGUGGUCAAACCCCUUCUUCCUCACCUGCUCACUCUGCUUGAACAUCUCAAUGAGCUCAACUGUUACCUGCCCAACACUGCUCACCUGGAGGACAUGGAGCUGGAAGGAACCUCAGAAGAAGCAUCUGAAACCUCUGAGCCAAUCACAGUGCCAGAGUCAGAAGACUGGGCGUGGCUACUAGACCUGGAGAGGUCUUUAGCUCUUGCCAUUGGCCGAUGCCUGGGAGGUAUGCUUCAGGGCCCGCCCCCUUCCAUCCAGGAGAAGACCGCAGAGUUCUGGCUGUGUAACCCGCUCCUGAGAAACGGGCUGGAGAUAGACUUUGAACAGCUGGACUGGGCAAUGGGUUGGCUGACUGAGGCCGUGUUCAUGGGUUGUGGAGAUGUAAGACUAGCUGAGCUGCGGCUGUCGGAAGAGAACACAACGUUCGUGGAACUCGCUCUUGGCUCCCUACGAGAACCUGCCAGCGCCCUCUGGAGGAAGAUGAAGGAGUAUGCAGCGAGUCGAGACUGGGACAAUGGUGGAUCAGUGGGAGACUCUCUGUUAGAGACGGCGUGUCGCUGUAGUUUGGCUGCUCUGCUCAAACAUGCCGGCCUUCAUGAAGCCUACUGGCAGGAUAAAUAUGAGCCCUGUGAGGUGCUGAUUGAAAUAUAUCAGGUGGUGUAUAAAAUCCGCAGCAUUCUGCUGUCUUAUAAAGAGAGCGUAGGAAACACAACCAGCGUCCAAACAACUACCAUCAAACAGGCUUCAUUGGGCUCUCAGAGUCCCAUUGAGGAGAGGCAGGAUGCGGGCAGUUCUGGAGAGCAGACAGGAAGAGACCCAGAUCCUAGCAGCCAGUCACCCCACACAGCCGAACACAACCAGGACGAUCCCUUAGAGGAGGAAACGCCCAGCAUCAGCAGUAUGUACCUGCCGGAGGUGCUGCAGUGUUUCCUGGCCACCCGUGAGGCCAUGCAGCUCCAACAGAACGAGACUGUGUACGAGUCGUCUGGCACUAGCACGUUACCCAGCAGCACUGAGAGCCCUGGGACGCCAGACAGGGAGCCCCCCCAGCGUCCCUGGGACCACCACGGCAUCAGCGACCAAGGCUUGUCCUUCCCAGCAGCCUGCCACCUGCUGGUCUCACGCUGCCUUUUCCUGCUGCUGGGUGUCCGAGCUGCUUGGCAGGAGGAGAGUGUGUCGUCACAGACGCCCACUGAAAGCAGCUUGGCCAGAUCUCCACCCUACUGUGAGGCGUUAGGAUCAAAGAUGGAGUUACACUCAUCUUCUGAGAGAAGAUUCAGUGAGAGAGAGACACCAGAUGAAUCUAAAAGCUACUCAGGGUCAUUCAAAAAUAAAAUUGGCCUUCCACUCUGUUCUUUGGGCAUCAUGAAAGAUGCCUGGGAGCGACUGCGACAGUGCAUCAGUCCCACUACUGUGCUGUGCCCGGCCGGAGGUGGCACACCCAUCCUGGGCCAGGUCUUCCAUUUCCUGUGUAGGAGCAUCCUUCGAACCUCUUCUCUGGUGGACAAAGAUGGAGGUGCACAUGUGGAUCCCAAAGCCAUCACCAUAGCCAUGGCACAGCAACACCAAAGAGCUCAGGUUCGUUUGGAGGCCUUGUGCCAGAUUUCCUCCUUCCUGUCAGAGAUGGAGGAAAAGAGCGUCAGCUCUCUGGCGCCUCCUCGUUUUCCAGGCCUCUUGCAGUCAGUGCAGCUGCAGUUCCUCUCUGGCUGCUUUGGUCUGGGAGACCCGAUCACGGGCAGUCUAGCGGCACCUAACAACAAGAUUCACCAUUACACCGCCGGGACACAGUCGGCUCCUGUCAGUGUUCAGAGGGAGUUACAGUCUGCAGCUCACACGCUGUACCAGCAACUGGUGCGUGUGCUCCGACAGAAAGUGGUGCUAGAGAGAGAACAGGCUGCCUCUUAUCAGCACCUGCUGUUAGCUACAGUCUUCGCUCUGAACUUCCACUAUCAGCCGGUGGAUCUGGUGGUGAUUAUUAAAUGUGGCGUCCUGGAGAUCUUGUCCACUCUGACUGAUAACACCUGUGUGCUGGUGAACCAGCGCUGGCUGGCCGCCUCCAUGUCCGGUCACAUGCAGCUCGGUGGGGCGGUGAAGCUGGCCGCUGCCAGACUCCUGCAGAUAUUUGCCAUAGCGGCCAGUUCCUGUGAAGAGGCCUUGCCAUUGGAAGUGUCCCAGGCUCUCAUGGAUGUAAUGAGCGAGCAGCUGCAGGGAUUGUUACACGCAGUCCAGCAGCAGGAGGUGCUAGAGAGGGAUUCCACAGAGCACAUCCAUGAAGAACCUUCCAAACAAGAAAGUGGAGACGUAGUUCGUAGCAGCAGGGUUGUGGAGUCCCAGCUCGCUGACUUUCUAGUCUUCCUAAGACGCAUUUUGUCUUUAAGGGUUGCCAAAAGAGUCUCUGCGUUUGUCAAGUGGAUUGAUCCACUGAUGACAAUAAUCUCGUACAAAUGCAACUCUGAAAACCCGCGCUUUCACAACCUGCGGACGAAGCUGCUGGCCUUCCAUAUUCUGGAAGCUCUUCUCCCUGCCUGUUCAGACCCUGUUGUCAUGAAACAGAUUGUUGAUCAGUUAUUUAGCCUUUUGUCCACAUACAUGUGGGAGGAACCUUUGGCCCUGAGGAAAAACGUAGAAAAAGAGAGAACUUCGGAGAACUCUGAUAGGGACAGCGGAAGUGAAGAUGAAUGUAUUCCUAUUGGUGAUUUCUCUUUCGACCCUCAUAAACUGAUCUGUUGUUCUCUGGAGAGCGGGAAUGUACUCUCGCAUGGCUCUGGGGGGAAGGGGUAUGGUUUGGCCACCACUGCUAUCACAUCUGGAUGCUUCAUCUGGAAGUUUUAUAUCACUAAGGAGAACAGGGGAAAUGAAGGGACAUGUAUCGGAGUGUCCCGAUGGCCCAUCCGGGACUACAACCAUCGCACCACCACAGACAUGUGGCUGUACCGGGCCUACAGCGGAAGCCUGUAUCACGGAGGAGAGCUGGGCCGAGCUCUGCCCUCCUUCACCCAGGGCGACACCAUCACCUGCAUCCUAGACAUGGAGGCCAGAACCAUCUCUUUCGCCAAAAACAACAGGGAGUCCAAGCUAGCGUUUGAAGGAGUGGAUGCCACAGAGCUCUACCCCUGUGUUCUUUUCUACAGCAGCAACCCAGGAGAAAAGGUGGCACUAUGUGACCUGCAGAUGCGUGGCAUGCCCAGCGAUCUUCUGCCAGGAGAGCCCUUGUGUAGCCCGAGGGCCACGGUUCUGCUGGAGUCCACCAUUCAGCUGCUGAGACGACUGUAUGUGAACGAUGACUGGGUUCUACAUAUCAACCAGCACAUGCUGAACAAACUACAGCUCAUCAACCCUGUCACGAGAGAGGGACAAGGCAAGAUAGCAGGUCAUGUCAGUAAGGAGUCUGAUGAGAAAUGUGGGGUGAACAGAGAGCGGGGCUCUGCUUGGGCAGAUGUCGGGACGUCGACGGACCACCUCUCUGGCCCAGCGGGGCUCUCUGACGCCCAGCUCAGCGUGUUGUGCACUGAAGUCUGGCCCGUCAUGGCCCUGAUCGGAGGGGUGGACAGCGGUCUCCGUGCUGGAGGGGCCUGUCUGCACAAACCCAGCGGUCGACCGGCGACUCUGCUCGGGGUCUUGAAAGAGGGAAGCCCCUUGGCUAAGCUUCAGUGGGAGGAGACCGAUUUUACUGUGAGCUUCCUGAAUUCUUGGUCACCCAGCGACACACCUCUCUCCUCCCUGGAGCCGUGUGACGUCCCCCAGCUGGACAUGUCCCGCUGCCGUGGCCUCAAGCCAUCCGUGUUGUUCGACCUCCUCCUGAUGACCGGCAUCUUAGAAGAGCAGGAGCCUCCUUCUGGAUUAGCCCAAACAUCUGGAUUGCCACGAAACCGAAUCAGCUCUGAGGGCGGCCCACGUAGCGAGCUGGAGAGACGUUUGGAUGAGGACAUUGUUCGUAUUAUGAUGGACGAAGAGGGAACGAGCUGUCCGGUGGAAGAGGACAGAAAUAAUGUGGAAGAGAGGAGAGCUGAGAACCAAGAUGACACGCUCAGAUCCCUCAUACAGUCAAACGAGGAGCGUGUUGGCGCCCCCUGUCCACCAUUACUUGCACCACAACCCAGAGUGGACUUCUUUGCUUUGGAACUGCGAGCAGUCCGCAUUUCCUACCUCCUUUUGGGGGCGCUAAAAUCUCUAGCUGUCAUUCUGAGCUGCGGGAAGUUCACCGAUCUCCUCCUGGUUCCCAGAUCAGAUGCAGGGGUCAGUGUAAGUAGCCCCGACCCAGCGAGAGCCUCUGCUGGUGCGGAGGAGAACGCCGAGCUGCGCUCUGUGCUGCAGUUUGUGGUGCGGAGCAUGGUGAAGUGGGCCGUCAGAUCCUGUCCAAUCAAACAGGCCAUGGCUUUAUCAGACCUCGAGAGGGCCCAGAUCAUCAUCUUUAAAGGAGCGCUGAACAGACUGCACGAGGAUGGAAGCAAAGAACACAAAGAUUCAGGAGGUCACUCGUCCUCUCAACCCGUGUCCAAAUCCUCCAGUUCAGUCUCGCUUUACAGCAACGGCUCUGAAGGCACCGCCAUCUUCGGCCAAUCAGCUUCACCCUCCACCAAUGACCUCACAUCCUCGCUCCUCACCGCCCUGCAGGCUGAUGGCCUGGAGAACUUUAACCCUUUUCUUCCCAUCAGCCUGCUACAGCGGAUGGUGCUGGCACGGUUUCCCACAUUGGCAGGUCUCGUCCACAGUCCGGUUCUGCCCCCCGGGCUCAGCCUGACGAGCUCGGCCUCCUGUGAGGGCUUCACUGAGCAGCAGACCAGCUUCCUGGAGCCCUGCGGUCAGACCAGGACCCCCGUGGAACAGCCCCAAAUGUUUGUCCCAGUGCGCUUGCUUGAGAUGGGCUUCUCAAUGAGACACAUCUACAGGGCCAUGGAGGCAGCAGGGGUCACUGGAGAGAUGGACUCACGCACCAUCGAGGUGCUGGCCAGCUGGAUGCUGGAACAUCCCAUCACAGGAGAGGGCUCAUCUGUAGGGGGCGCCACUGAUACGUCCUCAUCUGAAGGGCCAGAGACGGUCCAGUGCCCUGAGUCUCCAGCUCCUCUCACCCUACAGGAGAGCAGAGAACCCUGCGAGAGUCUGUUGGCAGGUUUGGACUUGGUGGAGAGAGAGAACUUCUUAGAUGUUCACCUCACCAGGAACAGACCCCCACCUGCACGGAGGCAGCGGUCCGGAGUAACUCAGAGAACAUCUUUCAGGAGAGCCGACUCCCCGUCGCCCAGUCCUGUCCCACCGCUGUACGCACAGGACGUGGGAGUGGCAGAGUGGCCAGAGCGGGCCGAAACGCACCCGUUUGCUGCUGAAGACGACUCCGAGCUGGGCUACAUGGAUGAUCCGUACCAGGAAGAGCCGUAUGAGGAGCUGCUCACCCCAGAGUUCAUCACCUCUGAGAGGGACACGCUGUGGAUGGUAGAGGGAAGAGAUGAGCCCCCGGAUCCUCAUGAGAUGGUGGAGUGUGAGCUGUGUAACACACUCACCCUGCAGUUCAACAACCACAUGAAGCGUCACCACCCGGGCUGCGGUCAGAGCGCCGGUCGCCGUGGUUACCGCAGCAACGGAGCCUACGUGGACGGCUGGUUCGGAGGGGAAUGCGGAUCAGGCAGCCCGUACUACCUCCUGUGCACUGCAUGCAGGGAAAAGUACCUAGCCUCAAACCUGGGGGUUAUGAGCUCCAAACAGGACAGCGCAAGAGGUUUGGCGUCUGAUCUGAUUGGUCAGUUAGAUGGUACAUCAGAAGAUGAAUGGGAUCUAGGUAACCAGGAAGACUCGGAUUCAGACAGGCUUACAGGUUUGGAGGACUUUGGGAUUCUUCUGAGGCCUUUGGGUCUGAGUGAGAAGAAGCCCGUGCCCAACCCAAUCCCCUUCACUGAACACGACCCGCUCGGAGCCCUUGUUAGUGGUUCGGUCAGCGGCGCCAACAACCUGCUCUACAAAGGUGUUGUCAGCACCGAGCUGAAGAGCUCCUCGGUUCCUCUGAGUCUCGGGGAGCAGGCAGCAUCCCUGCGGGAGCCCCAGGAGAGACUGUUGGCUCUGAGGAGAGUCACCUCCACCGCUCAGAUCCUGCUGGCCUACAGUAUAGUGAUAAGAGCGCUCUCACAGACGUCCACCAGUUGUUCAGUGUGUAAUCAGUCCAGUGGUCUGGAGGCUCUGGGUCUGGCUGACAUCCGUAUCCUGGUGCGGCUGAUGUGUCUGGCAGCGGGGGGGCGUGUCCACACAGGCGUGGGCCAGCAGGGAAUCGGGCGUGGCUCUGUGAAUGAUCGCACAGGCUCCGCCUUCCUAUCUUUCCUCAGCUCUGCUAUCGGCAGUUUAGUGUCUCACAGUCCUGCUGCCUACAGAGAGUUAGUGGACAUCUGCACUCAGGAUCUCAUGGCAGCAGCUACAGGGAUGAACAUUAGCGCUAUCACCGAUCCGCAGCAGAGGAUGAGGCAAAGCUCCGCCCUCAAGGGGGCGCCACAGGAGCUGAGAGAACUGACCCCGCCCACCUUCCUGGUCACACAGAGUCUGGUGUCCCUCCUGACGGAGAAAGGCGUUCGAUACCGUUAUAAUGUGCAAAGAAGCGAUUCCACUGAAUCAAAGGAAGGCGGAAGCCCUCCACCCUCAGGUCCCCCUCACUCUCAAGCGGGAGUGCGGGUCGGGCCGCUGGAGCUGGCUAAUGCGCUCGCUGCCUGUGCCCUGUCGGCCAGGCUGACCAGCAGACACCGACAGUGGGCGGCACAACAGCUGGUCCAGGCCUUGGCGGUCUCUGAGAAAGACAACCCUGUCAGACCCCAGACAUACAGCGACAUGGCUGGAGAUCUGCGCAAGUGUCCCAUCAAGAAGCUGGAAGGACAUCUGAACAGGGUGAGCAGCUGCAGCUGGAAUUCAGAACAAGGUCUGUUGGCCACCGGCUCACAGGACGGAACUGUUCGACUGUGGGCCGUAACGCCGAACACAGCAGAACUGCAGCACACACACACCUGCAGCGUCAGUGAGGAUGCUCAGAGCUCAGAUGGUUCAAUGGGAUCUCAUCUGCUGUCCGCCGUAUCGUGGAGCGCAGGGGGAACUCUACUGGCCGCCUUCCAGAACAAACUCAUCAACAUCUGGACUGUCAAUGGUACUCAGGCACACAUCGAGGCUCAGUCCUCCUGGGUCACUGCACUCUCGUGGGUUCAGACCUCCACUCCGUUCCUCAGUCCUGAAGCCUGCAGCCAGGUCAGCGCUCCUGAGAGUCUGCUGGUGGGCCGGCUGGAUGGCUCCCUCUGCUGGCUGGAGGUCACAGACGACUUGAGGGUGGAGCGAACAGAGCUCACUCACUGCUACAGGAAAGAAGCACCUCAGUGUCUGGCCUGGUACAGUGUUGAAAAACCCUUUGCCGUGGGCUACCCCGAUGGCAAAAUUCUACUAGCAACAGCUGAGAGCUACGAAAUCGAGCCGCCUGUUCUGCUAACAGCAUUUCCUGAGAGUGUGAGUGCGCUCCGGUGGGACCCUACCGGUCAUCUGCUGCUGUCUGUGGGCCGCUCUGAGGUGGUGAAGAUCUGGGGUCGUGCCAGCGGUGCGUGGGUCACCCUCCACUCUCUGUUCCACAUGGGCACAGUCAACACGGCCGAAUGGUGCCCUCUGCCCGGCAGAGGACCGGAGCCUCGUCUUAUGAUGGCAGUUGGAUGUCAAAAUGGCCUCCUGUAUGUGUGGACUCUUCCUCAAGGGGGCACUAAUGUCUCAGCGCCCAAUUUCCUCACCCCUUCUACCAGCCAAGACAAGAGCAAUGCCAUCAAGCGGGGCAAUGCUAAAUGUGUGUUCCGCCUGAGUGGGCACAUUACGGCGGUAAAGACCCUGUCCUUUUGUCCCAGUGGACUUGCACUGGUGUCUGGAGGAAUCGGAGGGGUGCUCAACAUCUGGUCUCUCAGGGAUGGUUCAGUCCUGCAGACUGUGGUUACAGGAAUGGGCUCUGUGGUUUGUACCACCUGGAUCCCACACAUAGGGGUGACCGCUUGUUCUGGUAGAUCAAAGGAUGUUUUGCUUAUUCGCUGUACCCCAGACUGGAUCUCUCAGAAUCACGUUCUGGCCUCCUGCCGUUCCGUUCUACGCAGUCAGGGCAUUCUGGGAUUGAAUCGUGCCCCCUGCAUGGCCGUCUUUCUUGAGCGCCUUCCCACAUUGCUUCAGGAGCAGUACAGCUAUGAGAAGAGUCAUGUGAUGGCAGGCGAUCAGUUGACCCACAGUGCCUUUCUUCAGAGUCUGGCCGCUCUGGCCGUGGGUCUCUUCUUGGAUCAGUUACUGUGCCAUCAGCCCAGGCCGCCUCACCACAGCGGGACAGAGCUGGAUCAGGACGGGGCCCCUGGAUCCUUCUGCCCCUCAGAGUGGAACUGGCUUUCCAUCUAUUCAACCACAGUGAAGAGCGCAGAGGCGUUUGCUCGUGGCACCGCCUUCCCAGAAUCCUUCAUUGCACCUGAAUUCCACCAUUCUGGAUCCACGGAGUUGACCAAACCAUUGGACAACAGUAAAUGGACCUUCAUGAUGGAUGAACAGCUCAUGUCCUGGGCGACCAGCAGACCUGAAGACUGGCAGCAGGGUGGUAAAAGUGAGGUGUAUUUGUGGGGUAAUGGACGUCACGGGCAGCUGGCGGAUGCUGGGACCAGCGCGUCUGUGCCCACACUCGCUCCCUCUCUCUCGCAGACUCAACAGGUUGUGUGUGGUCAGAACUGCACGUUCCUGGUUCAGGCUAAUGGUACGGUUCUGGCAGUAGGGGAGGGCAGUUACGGUCGACUCGGACAGGGUAACUCAGACGACCUCUACACCCCAACCAUCAUCUCAGCUUUACAAGGCUAUGUAGUGACUCAGCUGGUGACAUCAUAUGGGUCUGAUGGCCACUCAUUGGCUCUCACUGAGACCGGAGAGGUGUUCAGCUGGGGUGAUGGGGAUUAUGGGAAACUCGGCCACGGGAACAGUGAAAGGCAAAGGCGACCUAAACAGAUCGAGGCUCUGCAGGGAGAGGAAGUGGUGCAGUUGGCGUGUGGGUUCAAACACUCAGCUGUCAUCACAGCAGACGGAAAACUCUUCACCUUUGGCAGUGGAGAUUCUGGACGCUUGGGUCAGAGGUCAACUUCAAACAAGAUGGUCCCAGAGAGAGUGACAGCACUGGAUGGGUACCACAUUGGACAGGUGUCAUGUGGCAUCAAUCAUACUUUGGUCCUGUCAUCAGACGGCCUGAGUGUGUGGGCUUUCGGAGACGGUGAUUAUGGUAAACUGGGUAUUGGACCAUGUACAGUGAAAUGCUACCCACAGGUACAGUCUUACUGAUCGAUUAG
Messenger RNA from Carassius gibelio (silver crucian carp), 12959 nucleotides. Its product is annotated as probable E3 ubiquitin-protein ligase HERC1. The record is from RefSeq and is a predicted model, not a curated record. Bases 325 to 12951 code for a protein of 4208 amino acids. The transcript is spliced from 67 exons. Lineage: Eukaryota; Metazoa; Chordata; Actinopteri; Cypriniformes; Cyprinidae. Gene Ontology annotation, molecular function: protein binding.